This is a messenger RNA of Triplophysa dalaica, 1033 nucleotides long. RefSeq lists its product as uncharacterized. The record is from RefSeq and is a predicted model, not a curated record. Bases 277 to 882 code for a protein of 201 amino acids. NCBI's taxonomy places the organism in Eukaryota, Metazoa, Chordata, Actinopteri, Cypriniformes, Nemacheilidae. The transcript has 4 exons.
UGUAGGUUGCUCUGAAGUUGCAGUAAACCAGAAUAGAGAAACUGGGGAUACUAGACGGCUUAACAAAGCAAAGAGAUGUGAGGUAAACUUUCUCCCAGACAACCCACUUGGACAGACUGAUUCCUCCCUUCAAAAAGGAAAGGAAGCAUUACAGGAGGAUUUGAAGAAGAAACGUCUCAACAUGGCAUUUGAUGACUCGAAAAUGGAAUUGACAUUCUCGUUGUGAAGAAAGGAGAUAGUUGACGAAGAACCUCUUGUAACAUAUAUCCUAAAACAAUGGCCAGCAUUUUUUGGGAAGAUCAAAUAUGUGCUGAGUUUAACAGAAUCACACAAAUAAACCUGAAGAGUGCAUUUUUCUCUUGUCUGGAUGAAUAUAUACCACGGAUGAUCAAGUUGUAUAGGGUACGCGGUGGAGCACAUGAAAAUGAUAUGAAGACUCUCCUGGACCAACUUGAUAAUCAGACCUCCGAUGUUUUUGCUCACAGAAAGGCUACAGCUCUCAAAGGUCUACCUUUAUUUAUAAGGGAUAAGGCUAAACAUUUCCUGAAGACUUGCCUGGACACAGAGCCGGAAGAAUAUCAUACAAAAGGGAUGAAGAUGGGGAUCAUAACCAUCGUUGAAGAUGACCUUGCGACCAUCCACUCAAACCCAAAUGUAAGGUGCCUGUCUCUGGUUCUAGAGGACCAUAUCGUUCUGGAUAAUGUGCAAGACCUUCCCACUGCUAUGGCUCUUCUCUUUGGCUUGAUUUAUGCCUUGAACAUGAACUAUCCUAAAGAACUCAAGUACAACUUUGAAAUUAUUCAAAAGGUGUUUAUUGGUCUUGACCCCCAGUGCUCAGCAAGAGUCCCCUCCUUCAAAAACAAACUUUUAAUGUCUAAAUAGCUGGAUACGUUAAGCAAGAUAAGGGCAAGAACCAUGCUCUUCCUGUAUUCUUUUCAGUUUUAUGUUAUGUAUUUUAAAUGCUGUACUUACAGUAGUGAAACUGGAUUACUCAAACACAUUGCAAUUUGUAGAAUUCUGAAGUCUUCAUUGA